AUGUCAUCGGACAAGAUAGACUCUCGGCCCAAAGCUGUCCUCAAAUCACCCGCAUCUGGUUGUAUUUGUAUCCAGUCGACUGCUGAGUACGGCGCCAAACGCGUGAGGUACGUCAGCAUUGCUUCUACAGUCUCUUUGUCGGCCAGCCUCAUCUUCGUCGAGGCCGUUGUGCUCACCAUCAUCCACAUUCUCAAACCGCCCACACCAACCUAUCUGUUGGCCGGACAGCCGGGCAGCGAUCUAUCGCUGAUUUUCAUCAAUGUCACUCCAACCCCACCACCAAUCCUACCACCGCUGGUACCGGAAGACAUCAGUGAGGGUGGCAGUGAAGGUGGGAGUGCUUUUGACGCCAGCGGAGCCAGCGAAGCGUUGCCGAUGGAGUUGCGCGAACUGUAUGGACAAGCCGAGGUAGUGGUGGGCUUGUCGAGGAACCGGCUCGUAUGCUAUCCCCACCCGUUCAGUCUGGAGUUACUGGCCAGCAUUGUGUUGCCCUGUUUCCUUCUCACAAUGACCACCUUCUAUGCAUUCAAGAUACGCAAAACGCCCAGCGGCUUCAAUGAGGCGCGGGCGAUAGGGUUCGUCAACUACGCCAACUGUGUGCUCAGCCUCCUCACGCCAGUCCUGCUCUACAUUCUCAACCGGACGCCCAGCGAGAUGCUGCCCCUCUGCAUCCUCCUCCUCUUCUCGGCCACCAGCGAGCUGAUUGGCCUUCUCUUCCCAAAGUUAUACGUCGUCCUUAUUCACCCAGAAAAGAACAACAAAUUCAAAGUAAUGAACAAAACCAGAAUGGGAAGCAGUCCAAGCCAACUCGGCUCUUUCCCUGUGGCAACACUAAUGUAG
This is a messenger RNA of Protopolystoma xenopodis, 840 nucleotides long. NCBI's taxonomy places the organism in Eukaryota, Metazoa, Platyhelminthes, Monogenea, Polystomatidea, Polystomatidae. The record is from the annotation of a GenBank genome assembly.